Cantharellus anzutake is the source of this 526-nucleotide messenger RNA. RefSeq lists its product as uncharacterized. The coding region runs from base 167 to 433 and encodes 88 amino acids. The transcript has 3 exons. The record is from RefSeq and is a predicted model, not a curated record. NCBI's taxonomy places the organism in Eukaryota, Fungi, Basidiomycota, Agaricomycetes, Cantharellales, Hydnaceae.
UCUCGUCUGUUGUCCACCUUGGAUCCAAGCCAUUGAUGGUGGGCUGUGUCUGACUGGAUGGCUUUGUGUUAAUGGCGACACAAACCUAGACGAAAUUUCAGCAGCAAUUACUUACCAGGCGAGGCAUCCACUAUUUUUGUCGGCCCACUGACCAGUAAUAGAACUGAUGCAAAAAAUAUCAAUAUUCCAAUCUUGCGCUAUUACUGUUGGAUUCCUUUCUGCGGUGUCCGCUUCCCUCAACUCUAAUUGGUGGCCUCGCACCUCCGGGUAUCCAAGUAGCGGAGUGCUACUAUCCUUGAGAAUGGGUGUUAAUACUUGGAGUGAUGACGAAGUCCCAUCCGUACAGAGUAUCUCAAUCAGGCUCUAUACUCUCAGACGGCAAUCAUUUCUUCUGCUCAUGUCACUCCACCGUCCGCGUGAUGCGCCAACAUAGCUCCACCGGGUUGUUACUCUUUAACACGCUAAGCGAUCCGUUCAUCCCUUCACGUCAGUACUAGCUCUCCCGCUUCUUCCCUCAGAGCCACCG